Messenger RNA from Oryza sativa Japonica Group (Japanese rice), 2176 nucleotides. Lineage: Eukaryota; Viridiplantae; Streptophyta; Magnoliopsida; Poales; Poaceae. The record is from RefSeq and is a predicted model, not a curated record.
UAUCCUCUCUUCGCCACCAAGCAAACCCGACGCGGCGCCCGAUCUCACCGGAUAUUUUCGGCCAGCCACCGCCUCCCCUCCCGCGCGUACGCCGCGGCCGCCAAGUGGUGGCCAGCGGCGCCGCGCCCCGGUAUCCCAGCCUCCGGGCCCCGCCGAGAUCACCUGCCAAAAAGGAGGUCACGCGCGCCUCGCCACGCGGGGCGCCCGUCGCCCUCGCACAGUAUGUCGGUUUCGAACCCGAAGCCUAUAAAUUCCGCGCCACCACCACCUCCUCCUCCACAAUGGACCACAACACCGACCCUCCUCCGACCACCAUGGUGGACGCCGCGGCGGCGCUGCUGCUGGAGCCCAAGCUGGAGGGGUACGACGACGACGGCGGCGGCGAGCCGCUGCAGCCGGCCCCGUUCGUCUCUCCGCUGGACCAGCUGAUGCAGCCGCCGCGGCCGCUGGAGGCGCUGCUGCAGGGGCCGCAGCUGCCGCCGUUCCUGUCCAAGACGUACGACCUGGUGUGCGAGCCGGAGCUGGACGGGGUCAUCUCCUGGGGCCACGCCGGCAACAGCUUCGUCGUCUGGGACCCCUCCGCCUUCGCGCGCGACGUGCUCCCCCACCACUUCAAGCACAACAACUUCUCCAGCUUCGUCCGGCAGCUCAACACCUAUGGUUUUCGCAAGGUUCAUGCUGAUAGAUGGGAGUUUGCUCAUGAGGAUUUCCUACGACAUAGCAAACAUUUGUUGAAGAAGAUUGUCCGGCGCAGGUCCUCACCAACACAACAAAGUGGUCUUCAGCCUGGCUCUUCUGGUGAAUCCGGUUUAGACCCUGAACUCAACACACUGAGAAGGGAGAAGAGUGCAUUGCUUCAGGAGGUGACCAGGCUGAAGCAAGAGCACCUUCAGACAAUUGAACAAAUGAGCACGCUGAAUCAGAGGCUAGAAUCAGCGGAAGAUCGGCAGAAACAGAUGGUCUCUUUCUUGGCCAAGCUCCUCCAGAACCCAACUUUCCUGAGGCAACUUAAGAUGCACAGACAGCAAAAGGAAAUCGACUCCACCAGAGUGAAAAGGAAAUUCCUCAAGCAUGUACCACAUGGCAACAUUGACUCAGGUGAGUCCAGCUCACAACACACUGGAGAGAGCAAUUUAGAUUUCUCCCCUACGUCCCUGGACCUUCCAGCCACGCACAGUGACAUCUUAGACCUUCAGAAUUUUCUUUUGGAAGAUGGGGACCUCAAUCUUGCCAUGCUGCCAGAGAACAUAGGACUUGAUGGAAUCGAAGCACCAGACGACAUCGGGGCGUUGGUUCAGGGAUUUGACACACAGGAGGAACUUGAGCUUGGUAGCGGAGUUGAGCUACUGGAAAUACCUCCAGCUUCUGGUCCUCGUGGCCAAGAUCCCACGAUUGGCAGAUCCAAGGGAAAGAAUGUAUUGUCUCCAGGAUUGGAUGCUACCUCUUCUGAAGCUGAUUGCCUCGGAUCAUUUUCUGACAAUAUGGGGAUGCUUUCUGACUCCAUGUUACAAACAGCGGGUAAAUUGAUGGAUGCAGAUGAUGACGAGCGAAUUUGGGGCGUCGAUGCUUCGUCGGCUUUACAAAGUUCUUGCAGUGGCACUAGUCAGCAAGCAUAUGGUAGUCUUGUUAGUGAUCCCUAUCUGAUGGAGAUGGCUAAUAAGCCUGAAAAAUUCUGGGAGCUCGAUUUUCAGGCACUGGAUGAUGGAGAUCUGCAGCUGGACAAGUGUGUUAUCGAUGACCCUGCUCUUCAGCAACAGAGAGGAAAUAUGAAUUCGUAGAUCAAACGCAGCUUGGGAGAGUAGGACCUGAUGUUUUAUCUACCUAAAAACUAUAGUUCACUAUGAACAUUGCUAUAGUUAUUUGAUAUUCAGGAGGCUUGUUAACUCCUGAAUAUGCGCACUAUGGCAUUAAGAAGUAGCAGUAGCAGCAGUAGUAUGGUUAUGCUUUUUGUUUUCCAUUCAUUCACCCUGCUGUUUUUGAAUGGAAAUUGUUGUUGUGUGGUUUUCUCAGAGCCUCAGAGCAGCUGCUCUGGCCAUUUUUUUUCUGUUGCCAUUACAAUUUAUCCUCUUCUCUUUUUUUUGUUUGGCUAAAUGCCAUCAAAUGAACAAUGGAACUGAACCUUUUUCCCAUUCGAAAAAAGAAUGGAUUGAAGCAUCAGGUUUACCCCCCCAAUCAU